Messenger RNA from Prunus avium (sweet cherry), 2752 nucleotides. It is a transcript of the gene ABCF4, whose product is annotated as general control non-repressible 4. NCBI's taxonomy places the organism in Eukaryota, Viridiplantae, Streptophyta, Magnoliopsida, Rosales, Rosaceae. The record is from RefSeq and is a predicted model, not a curated record. Gene Ontology annotation, molecular function: ATP binding; ATP hydrolysis activity.
UUAUCUUAUGACAAAUAAUUUUUUUAUUUAAAAAUAACCUUGCUCUGGAUCUUUUCAUCUGGCCGCCGCCACGACACACCAGUCCCCCACCUCCAUUGGUGUUUUCACCUGCUGGUCUCCCUCUUCCCUUCACGGCAUCUGCAGUGCCCGUUGCCAAAUAAACCUUUCUUAUUCCCAGCAGUAAGUCCGUUGUUAUUUGGGCUUUUGAAUCUCACCAAUCAUUAUUUAAUUUUUUCUUUGUUCGGCUGCAUCUGUGACUGUGGGUUUUCAGUUUUGGGUUUUCUCUAGAAACUACAGCGACAACAUACUUGAGCUCUUGGUCUGAGGUUUGUAGAUAACUGCUGCAAUGGGAAAGAAGAAGACAGAGGAGGCUGGUGCAACCACGAAGGUUAAGUCAACCGGAAAAGAUGCUCCUAAAGACGGGAAGAAAGAGAAACUAUCAGUCUCUGCCAUGUUGGCCAGCAUGGACCAGAAACCUGAUAAGCCCAAGAAAGGAUCUUCCUCAAGUACAAAGGCGAAAGGUGCUCCAAAGCGUCCAUCCUACACUGAUGAUAUUGAUCUCCCCCCCUCUGAUGAAGAAGAUGAAUAUGUGUUGGAAGAGGGCCAACAAGAAGAAAAGCAGAAGAGGCCAGAAUAUAAGCCACUUGAUGUAUCCAUAACAGACAAAGAGUUAAAGAAGCGUGCUCAGAAGGACCUUCUAGCUGCCCAUGCUGUUGAGCAGGCUAAGAAGGAGGCCCUUAAAGACGAUCAUGAUGCUUUCACUGUUGUUAUUGGAAGCCGGGCAUCGGUACUUGAUGGUGAAGAUGGCGAUGCUAAUGUCAAGGAUAUAACAGUAGAAAAUUUUUCUGUGUCGGCUCGGGGAAAGGAACUUCUAAAGAACACCUCAGUGAAGAUAUCACAUGGGAAAAGAUAUGGUUUGGUUGGCCCUAAUGGAAUGGGCAAGUCUACUCUCUUGAAGCUUCUUGCUUGGAGGAAGAUUCCAGUACCCAAAAACAUUGAUGUGCUUUUGGUUGAACAGGAGGUAGUUGCUGACGAUAGAACUGCCCUUGAAGCAGUUGUUUCAGCUAAUGAAGAACUUGUCAAAAUCCGGAAAGAGGUUGCAGAUUUGCAGAAUUCAGCUUCUGCUGAGGAAAAGGACGGUUAUGAUGAUGAUGUAGAGGGAGAGAAACUUACUGAAUUGUAUGAGAAAUUGCAGUUGAUGGGGUCGGAUGCGGCUGAAGCUCAGGCUUCAAAGAUUCUUGCUGGGCUGGGGUUCACAAAGGAUAUGCAAGGCCGUCCAACUAAGUCCUUCAGUGGUGGUUGGAGGAUGAGAAUUUCAUUAGCAAGGGCACUUUUUGUCCAGCCAACGCUUUUGUUGCUUGAUGAACCCACUAACCAUCUCGACUUGAGGGCUGUUCUCUGGUUGGAGGAGUACUUGUGCCGCUGGAAAAAAACUUUGGUCGUCGUCUCACAUGACCGGGAUUUCCUUAACACAGUUUGCAAUGAAAUUAUUCAUCUCCAUGAUCUGAAACUCCACAUCUACCGUGGAAAUUUUGAUGAUUUUGAAACUGGGUAUGAGCAACGUCGCAAAGAAGUGAACAAAAAGUUUGAAAUUUAUGACAAGCAGAUGAAAGCUGCCAAAAGGAGUGGAAAUCGGGUUCAACAGGAGAAGGUCAAGGAUCGAGCAAAGUCUGCAGCAGCUAAGGAAGCAUCAAAGAGCAGGGGCAAGGGCAAGGUUGAUGAAGAUGACAUACCAGUUGAGGCUCCUAAGAAGUGGAGAGAUUACAGUGUGGAGUUCCACUUUCCUGAACCUACCGAGCUUACUCCUCCACUCUUGCAACUUGUUGAAGUCAGCUUCAGUUAUCCAAAACGGGAGGAUUUCAAGCUGUCAGGUGUUGAUGUUGGUAUUGAUAUGGGGACUCGUGUUGCCAUUGUUGGACCUAACGGAGCUGGAAAGUCUACUCUGCUCAACCUUCUUGCAGGUGAUUUGGUUCCUACGGAGGGUGAAGUGCGGAGGAGUCAGAAGUUGAGGAUCGGUAGGUAUUCACAGCACUUUGUGGAUCUCCUGACAAUGGGUGAGACCCCAGUUCAGUACCUUCUUCGCCUUCAUCCAGAACAAGAGGGACUUAGCAAGCAAGAGGCUGUCCGGGCAAAGCUUGGGAAAUAUGGACUCCCUAGCCACAACCAUCUUACUCCUAUUGCAAAAUUGUCCGGAGGGCAGAAAGCACGAGUUGUCUUCACAUCAAUAUCCAUGUCAAGGCCCCACAUUUUGCUGUUGGAUGAGCCCACGAAUCAUUUAGAUAUGCAGAGUAUUGAUGCCCUGGCUGAUGCGCUUGAUGAAUUCACUGGUGGAGUUGUACUGGUGAGUCAUGAUUCUAGGCUGAUAUCACGGGUGUGUGACGAUGAAGAGAAGAGUGAAAUUUGGGUUGUUGAAGAGGGUACUGUGAGGACUUUCCCAGGGACUUUUGAGGAGUACAAGGAGGAGCUACAAAGAGAAAUUAAAGCUGAGGUCGAUGACUAAUAAGGCCAGAGGCAUUUGUUUUUCUUUUUCUUUCUCUCUUUCUUGUAAUGAUAGUAAAAUUUUGCAGAUUCCAUGUUUUAAGAUUUUCCAUGAGUUUGCUUGCUCAUGGACUACAUCCUACUUACUGAUGCAUUUUUAUUGUUUCUGUCAUUUGAGUGUAUUAUAAUUCUACUUUGGUUAAACGGAGUGUACCAUUAGCUCAUUGAUGUAUUCACUUCAGCAUUUUAUAUGUAGUUUUCAUUUUCAACAGCA